Messenger RNA from Peromyscus californicus insignis, 1584 nucleotides. RefSeq names its product biphenyl hydrolase like (gene Bphl). The record is from RefSeq and is a predicted model, not a curated record. NCBI's taxonomy places the organism in Eukaryota, Metazoa, Chordata, Mammalia, Rodentia, Cricetidae. The transcript is spliced from 7 exons. Bases 115 to 951 code for a protein of 278 amino acids.
GAUCAGGCCUGACAAGAGGUGUGGCCGGCCGGGGCGUGGCUUCGAGUUCGGCACUUGCAGGGUGGCAUCCAGCUGGGCGCACGCGCAUUUCGCGGGGAGGUGCGACUUGGAACUAUGGCGACUGCAGCGGUCCACCCUGCGGCCCUGCGACUGCGGCUGCUCCUCUCGCCUCUGAAGUCCAGGAUCCGGGUGCCCCAGGCUGCAGCCGCCUUCGGCACUUCAGUGACUUCUGCCAAGGUGGCUGUGAAUGGCGUGCACCUGCAUUACCAGCGAACAGGAGAAGGGGAGCAUGCAGUUCUCCUGCUUCCUGGGAUGUUGGGAAGUGGAAGCACGGACUUUGCACCACAGCUUCAGAGCCUGAAUAAGAAGCGCUUCACAGUGGUGGCCUGGGACCCUCGAGGAUAUGGACAGUCCAGGCCCCCAGAUCGAGACUUCCCACGGGACUUUUUUGAAAGGGAUGCAAAGGAUGCUAUUGACUUGAUGAAGGUGCUGCAGUUCAAGCAGGUCUCCCUCCUGGGCUGGAGUGAUGGGGGCAUAACUGCACUCGUUGCUGCUGCGAAGUACCCAUCUUACGUCCGCAAGAUGGUGAUCUGGGGAGCGAAUGCCUAUGUCACUGAGGAAGACGUCAGGAUUUACCAGGGUAUCCGAGAUGUUUCUAAAUGGAGUGAGAAGACAAGGAAACCUCUGGAAGCCCUAUAUGGAUAUGACUACUUUGCCAAAACCUGUGAAAAGUGGGUGGAUGGCAUAAACCAGUUUAAACAUCUGCCAGAUGGUAACAUCUGUCGGCACUUGCUGCCCCUGGUCCGGUGCCCAACCCUCAUCGUGCACGGGGAGAAGGACCCAUUGGUCCCCCGUUUUCACGCUGACUUCCUUCACGAGCAUGUGAAAGGGUCACGAUUAAAUGCAAGAAGCCUUUCCAGGACAGAGGGGUCCACCAAAGACACGAUGUGACAGCUGCAGAAGUAGCUCUGCACACAUGGCUGCAGAUGAACCCCGUUACCCACCCCGAAUUCCUGAGGCAUUUUUCCAUCCGUCUGCUGGCUGUAGUCGGGCUUAACUUGCUCUGUAGUCUGAACACGACAGGGUGGCUUGGAACCUUGCAUGGAGGCUGCUGUUGGCUAAGAAUUCCUGUUAGGCUUGCCCACUAUGCAGAUACCAAAACAAAAACAAAAAAAACCUCAUCUGUGCAACUCAGUGAAUUCUGACCAUUUCUCAUUUUUGUCAUCUUUCCUUUUAAGGGUUAGGAUUGCAGUCAGUCACUAUCAUCCCUGUUAUUUUUGUAAUCAUUUCUCCAAUAAAAUCAUUUCCCCAAUUUAAAAACACAUUUGUUAACAAUGGAUUUUUAAAGUAAUUACCAGGUCACCUUCUCCACUGUUUUCGAGUCAAACCAUGUUUGUUACCUGAUGCAAUCCCAAACAUAUUGUCACUGUUCAGUGAUGGCUGUAUGGUCUAAUUCUGGGGUGGUCAGAAUUUCCUUAAGGAGUUCACCCUGGCAUUCACAUUCAUGGGAAGCUGAUAUAGUUCUGAAAGAUUCUCAUGAAGUGUUGACGAAAUGGAAGCAUUUUAAAUAUGUACCACUGAUCC